This is a messenger RNA of Orycteropus afer afer, 775 nucleotides long. Lineage: Eukaryota; Metazoa; Chordata; Mammalia; Tubulidentata; Orycteropodidae. The record is from RefSeq and is a predicted model, not a curated record.
UGUCCCUGAAUUCCCGGCCCCGCAGCUUUUAGGCCUCAUGGCGGUCCGAGCGUCGUUCGAGAACAACUGUGAGAUAGGCUGCUUUGCUAAGCUCACCAACACCUACUGCCUUGUGGCCAUUGGGGGAUCAGAGAACUUCUACAGUGUGUUCGAGGGUGAGCUCGCCGAUACCAUCCCCGUGGUACACGCGUCCAUCGCAGGCUGCCGGAUCAUCGGGCGUAUGUGUGUGGGGAACAGGCAUGGUCUCCUGGUGCCCAACAACACCACUGACCAGGAGCUGCAGCACAUCCGCAACUGCCUCCCCGACUCAGUCCAGAUCCGUCGGGUGGAGGAACGGCUCUCGGCCCUGGGCAAUGUCACCACUUGCAACGACUACGUGGCCUUGGUCCACCCAGACCUGGACAGGGAGACAGAAGAAAUCCUUGCUGAUGUGCUCAAGGUGGAGGUCUUCAGACAGACAGUGGCUGACCAGGUGCUAGUAGGAAGCUACUCUAUCUUCAGCAAUCAGGGAGGGCUGGUGCAUCCCAAGACUUCAAUUGAAGACCAGGAUGAGCUGUCCUCUCUCCUUCAGGUGCCCCUUGUGGCGGGCACGGUGAACCGAGGCAGUGAGGUGAUCGCUGCUGGGAUGGUGGUGAACGACUGGUGUGCCUUCUGUGGCCUGGACACCACCAGCACGGAGCUAUCAGUAGUGGAGAGUGUCUUCAAGCUCAAUGAAGCCCAGCCCAGUGCCAUUGCCACCAGCAUGCGGGAUUCCCUCAUUGACAGCCUCACCUGA